CUAUCAUAAUGCAUGUAUAUCCGCAGAGAUAAUAUAUAAUCUUCACUGAUAUUACGUAAAAAAGAUAACAUGUAACUGAUAUAUAAGAUAGAUUAACAUUAUGGUUUUAUAGUACGUUAACAAGAUCAAACAUGUCAAUGGCAAGAAAUUUUAGUAUAGGUUCUAUAUUGUGUAUCUUAAUCUCAAGUAUCAUAAGCACAUCAAUACCGUAUUGGGUUAUUGGCAAUGAUGAUUUUCGUUUUCACGAGGGACUGUGGGAAAUGUGUAUCGAUGACCCAGAUAUGAGAGAAUGCGUCUCGUUUUCUGAUAUGGACCGUAUUAUCCAUGACCAUGUUCCUAAGUUUGUACUAGCGACGAGAGGUUUAAUGAUAUCAAGCAUCAUCUUACAUGCCAUGUGUCUAUUACUGGCUAUCCGGUUUGGAUGUGUUCAACAUAUAAGUAUACGCUCAGCCAUAGUUUGUAUCGUUCUACUUAUUGUAGGAUGUAUUCUUCUCCUAACGGCGAUGAUUGUAUACGGGGUUAAUAGUUCAAAUUCACUGGUUACUCGCGGUGCCGCGUUCUAUCUACCACUAGUGUCAACAUCAUUAGCAAUUUUGAGUGCGUAUUCGAUUGUUAGAGCAAAACGAGCACUAGAGGAAAACCGUAAUGGAUAUAUAGCUGUGCAAUAAUUCUUAACACAUUUGUGAUUUGAUCAGAGCUUAUGAAGUACAACAUUAUUGACAGAAAACGGUAAUAUAAAUUUAGGACAGCAGGUGGCGAUCCCCUAUCUUUUACCGCUUG
Molecule: messenger RNA, 780 nt
Organism: Ruditapes philippinarum (Manila clam)
Lineage: Eukaryota; Metazoa; Mollusca; Bivalvia; Venerida; Veneridae
Exons: 4
Coding region: 132-668 (178 amino acids)
Cellular component (GO): plasma membrane
Source: RefSeq, a predicted model, not a curated record